CUCGCGACUCCUACGAAAUACAGCUAUUCGAGACUGAUUCCUAGGUCAACCCUGCAGUAAUCUUCCAAGAGUCGGUCUUUGGACUACGCAUCGAACAUGUCGGGUAGAGCCAGCUUCGGUCAGCGUGGCCGUGGGUGUCGUGGGCGCGGGCGCGGAGACUUUCCUGGAGGACGUGGUGGAGGCUAUUCCAAUGGUGGUCGUGGUAAUGGUAGGUUCUGUGACUACUGCAAGAAGCCUGGUCACGUUGCGGCAGAUUGCUACAAGAAGAUGAGAGACGAUGGAAUGCCAGUCGAACCAAGUCCAGGCUCUCAGGGGCACCGUGGCAUCGCCAGGCAUCCGUAUCAGCAGGAGUCCUUCACGUACACAGGGGAUGCUUCUGAUUCCUCCUUGGGACUGCCGGCAGCCACCGCAGCCCUGCAAUGCGGACCGAACACAGGAGGGAACGUUACUGAUCCUCGAGCGGAAGCGCGAAAUGCGUUGAUGAAGCUGGCAUCCGGUGCCCCGACAUCCGAUAGGUUCGACUUUCCGGUGCGAACUUCCUUUCGUGAUUCUGUCUCUCAAGUCCAUACGAACCAUUUCAGCAUAUCCGUUGAUACAGAGACAACACUGUAUGAGUAUACAAUUCUCGGUGCGCCAGCCGACAAGAGCAGGAGCAAGACCAAGGAACUAAUACAAGCCCUCAUCGCAAAGCGCUCUUUUCUCAAGAAAAGCAAUGACUCUUUCGCGACCGACAAUGUCUCCAAGAUCAUGUCUUGGAAGAAUUUGCACGAGACGAUAGAGUACCCGGUCAUGGACCGCGGUGAAGAUGGCAAGCCGCGUGAGUGGGGCAGAAUCCCCGUUGGCUCGGGUGAUAGGCCUGCUAUGUUGCGCUUCCAGUUCACACGCGAGGUCAAAGUUGUUACGCUUCUGCAGUACGCCAAUGCUGAGGUCAAGCCCAAGAAGGUCGAAACCUCUGAAAUCGGCCCAGCGAUCAACACUCUCAACAUCCUCAUAUCGAGAGUCGUCACGAGCCAAGCUAUUCUGCUCAGGGCGAACAAGUUCUUCGUCAAAAGUGGUCACCAACGGCUAGGAAGCGGGUCACUCUGCACAAUCCGAGGUUACUUCUACACCACCAAGCCGGGUAUGGGUCAGCUCCUACUCAAUCGGGUUUUUAAGAGAUGGACUACCUUUCGAGAUGAGGACGGCCGAUACGACGCCCUAAGGGGCUUACAUAUGUACAUCACGUAUGAUCGCAAGCACCAGGAUCCGACGAGACAAGCGAAGUUGAACAAGGCUGAAUCGCGCAUCAAGACUGUCAAAGGCUUCGCACACGGUAUUGCACUCAAGGAUGGGGAGCUGAAGGCGGUGAAUGUGGGUACCUGGGACCAGCCUGUUUGGUUCGCUCCAGAGCAUCUGCGCAUUCUACCGUAUCAGAUCUAUAAGCGUCCUGUUCCGGAUCAUCUCACUAGAGGAAUGUUGGAUGUGGCUUGCCAGCCUCCCGAGCGAAGCAAAGCACUCAUUCAAAUGGAAGGCCUGAAGAACCUUGGCGUCGACGUAGCGACUGGGCUCGUGUCCCUUCCAAACUGUCCUCCAAUCCAUAUCGAUCCCCGCCUACUUCAGGUUCCGUGCGGUCGCCUGAAUCUGCUGCAGCUCCGCUACGGAGGCAAUGAUUCCAUCGACUUGAAUCUGACCAAAUCAACUCAGUGGAAUCUGAUCAAACGCCAAUUUCUCCGCGUUAAUCGCAAAUCAACCUUCAACCUCUUUGUUUUGCUCGGCCCAUACCUCACCCAUGGCACAUCUGAUGCCUAUCUCAAAGAAUUCCAUGAGGCCGCUGAGAAGUACGCUACCGGGAUCUACAAAAGACGCGGUACCCAGCAGCUGACAGCUACCAAUAUCGACCAAGGUCUAAAAAGCGCCCAAGAGGCAAACGCCAACUUCGUGGUGUUGAUCCUGAAGGAGAAGAACGUCGCCGCAUACUCUGCCUUCAAAGACCUGGCUGAUCGAAAGUACGACAUGCAUUCGCUCUGUAUCACGGAGAAGCCCAACACGCAAGGUAGGAAUCUGAAGACCAAUUUGGGAAGCUAUUUUGGCAUCGUCAUGAUGAAGGUAAACCUCAAGUCGGGCGGAAUCAACCACGCAGUCGAAGGCAUCACCCUCCGGCAUACUUUGGUGCUUGGUGCGGACGUGACACACCCCUCGCUCCUUAGGUGCCCCUCGGUCGCAGCCAUUGUCGGUUCCGUCGAACCACUUCCGGGUAACAUACUAUAUUACCGCGACGGUGUGAGCGAAGGCCAGUACACGCAGGUCAGGGACCAGGAGCUGCCGGGGAUCGGAAAGGCUUUCAGUGCUGUGGCGACGCGAAAAGGCUUGCACCCUGUACCGGAGGUCAAACUCACCGCCGUGGUCGUCGCAAAGCGUCAUCAUGUGCGGUUCUAUCCGAUAGAUCCCAGUGAUGCCGCGCCUAGAAAUGGUAACUGCAUCCCCGGCACUGUCGUCGAUACUGCCGUUACUUCGCCCUUCUACUCGGACUUCUACUUGCAGUCGCACAAUGGGCUCAAAGGGACGGCUAAGCCUGCACAUUACUUUGUCCUUAGGAACGAGAUGGGGAUUCCAGAGAAGGAGUUGCAAGAUUUCACUCACAAGCUCUGCUACACCUACGUCCGCGCAACCCUCGGCGUCUCCUACGCGCCCCCAGCAUACUACGCCGACCGUCUCUGCGAACGCGGGCGAUGCUACCUCCGUAAGUUCUUCGUCGCGGACAAGACCAUGCGCGAGGAAUUAGACAGAAAGAAGCGCGCUCUCGAGACGGAGAAGAAAAAUGCGCGCCAAAACCAACUUCCCGCGACAGCGAGGCGCAAACGGCAAAUGGCUGCCCAAGUCGGAGAAGGAAAUCCAGCAGGAAGCUGA
Molecule: messenger RNA, 2886 nt
Organism: Trematosphaeria pertusa
Lineage: Eukaryota; Fungi; Ascomycota; Dothideomycetes; Pleosporales; Trematosphaeriaceae
Product: Piwi-domain-containing protein
Exons: 7
Coding region: 97-2886 (929 amino acids)
Molecular function (GO): nucleic acid binding; protein binding; zinc ion binding
Source: RefSeq, a predicted model, not a curated record